Prosopis cineraria is the source of this 1902-nucleotide messenger RNA. Its product is annotated as bifunctional L-3-cyanoalanine synthase/cysteine synthase 1, mitochondrial. Bases 316 to 1437 code for a protein of 373 amino acids. Gene Ontology annotation, cellular component: cytoplasm. The transcript has 10 exons. Gene Ontology annotation, molecular function: cysteine synthase activity. NCBI's taxonomy places the organism in Eukaryota, Viridiplantae, Streptophyta, Magnoliopsida, Fabales, Fabaceae. The record is from RefSeq and is a predicted model, not a curated record.
GAGAGUAAUUCGCUAUUCUGUGGCGGUUAGCCGCCGAAAGGCCGGCGGCUUUUAACGUCGGGCCAAAAACACACAAAAGGCGUCAGCGACAAGAUACAAGUCCAGGCCACCAAAAACACAUUCAACGUGAAAUCGAAUCCAUCACUGGAUGGACCUUGAGAUUCGUUUCACGAGAGCCUUAUAAAUCAACGAGCCUCCUCAUAAUCGAGCCAUCUCCAUCUCCUUCCUUUGUUAUAUAAUUUUAAGUUUUGCCCCGCUGCAACAGAAAGCAGCACUAAUCACUAAUCACACUGAAGCUAAGCUCCUCCUCCAUUCAUGGCUGCUCUAAGGACCUUCCUCAAGAAAAGGCCUUCCCUUUCUGCUCACACUGACCACUCUUCGUUCACUAGACUGUUCUCCACCGAGCCCAUCAUUGAUUCUCCUUCUCUUGCCCGGAGGAUCAGAGAUCUGCCCAAGGAUCUUCCUGCCACCAACAUCAAGAAGCAUGUUUCCCAACUGAUUGGAAGAACACCGCUUGUUUAUCUCAACAAAGUCACUGAAGGAUGUGGAGCUUAUAUUGCUGUAAAGCAAGAGAUGAUGCAGCCCACUGCUAGCAUCAAAGACAGACCUGCUAUGGCUAUGAUCAAUGAUGCAGAGAAAAAGAACCUGAUAUCUCCUGGGAAGACUACUCUGAUAGAGCCAACAUCAGGCAAUAUGGGGAUAAGUAUGGCAUUUAUGGCAGCCAUGAAAGGCUAUAAGAUGGUACUUACCAUGCCUUCUUACACAAGCUUGGAAAGAAGGGUGACCAUGAGAGCAUUUGGAGCUGACUUGAUCCUCACUGAUCCAACCAAGGGAAUGGGAGGAACGGUUAAGAAGGCUUAUGAACUUCUUGAAUCAACACCUAAUGCUUUCAUGCUUCAACAAUUCUCAAACCCAGCUAAUACUCAGGUGCAUUUUGAAACAACUGGUCCAGAGAUUUGGGAGGACACAAAUGGACAAGUAGACAUAUUUGUGAUGGGAAUAGGUAGUGGAGGAACAGUUUCUGGAGUUGGACAAUAUCUUAAAUCUAAAAAUCCCAAUGUCAAGAUAUAUGGAGUGGAGCCUGCUGAGAGUAAUGUUCUGAAUGGUGGUAAACCUGGUCCUCAUGAUAUUACUGGAAAUGGGGUUGGAUUCAAACCAGACAUAUUGGACAUGGAUGUGAUGGAGAAAGUUCUUGAAGUUAGCAGUGAUGAUGCAGUUAACAUGGCCAGAGAGCUGGCCUUGAAGGAAGGACUCAUGGUAGGGAUAUCAUCUGGAGCUAAUACAGUUGCAGCACUGAGAUUGGCAAGGUUGCCAGAGAACAAGGGCAAACUGAUAGUGACGGUUCAUCCGAGUUUUGGGGAACGGUAUCUGUCAUCCGUCCUGUUCCAAGAACUUCGGAGAGAGGCCGAAAAUAUGCAGCCUGUGGCAGUGGAUUAAUUCAUAAGAAGCACGUGUUGAUACAGCCAGAAAGACUUGCUGUGGAAGUUUCAUGUAUCAGCAUGCCUCUGUUACAAUCCUCUUGGAGCAGUUGUCAACUGUGAAAUUUGAGUUCAUAAUGCAAGCUAAUUACGAUUUUCCUGCCUCUUCCUUUUCCUUUUCCCCUGCAAAUGUUGUAGUUUGAAGCAGCUUUUGUUUGGCCUGAUGAUUCAAGCAAUUCAAUCCACGUCUCUAAGAAUGUGUGUCGUGUAAAUGUCAAUUUCAAGUUUGUCAUAGGAAAAAAAAAAAAAAAAAGAUGAAAUACAGUCAUAUUGUUAGCCCUUUAAGGCUUGAAAUCCAAACCCCAAAUGUUGAGCCUUGAACCCUAAGCCCAACUCAUCAACCCUCAAUGUAAUGUUUAGUACGAAAUAAAGUGUCUCAUAUAUUUCAGGGACUAAUUUGUCAAAAAUAAUUUGUUUUGUCCAA